Molecule: messenger RNA, 1586 nt
Organism: Zea mays
Lineage: Eukaryota; Viridiplantae; Streptophyta; Magnoliopsida; Poales; Poaceae
Product: putative membrane-associated kinase regulator 4
Cellular component (GO): plasma membrane
Molecular function (GO): kinase inhibitor activity
Source: RefSeq, marked provisional
GACGGUAGGGCGGGCCGGCGGGGCGGGGCCCCUGUAAAGCACGAGCCUUGUUAGCAAAAUUAUAUAUAAAUAAACCCCACUCCAUCGAUUCCUCUGCCGUUUUUAGCACCGAAUCAUCGCAGACGCACGCCACGCCGCAGCACUCAGCACUCCGGUUCGGGCGUUCGGGCAGGCGAAUUAGGGAUACGUUGGAGGAGCAAUGGCGGGAAGGCGAGAGGAGUGGGGUGGAGAGGUACUGCAGCGGCAACGGGAGGAGGAGGAGGAGGAGGAUGAGGAAGAGCAAGAGGAUGAGGAUUUCAUCGACAUGGACCUGAGCUCUGCCGCGGCCAGGACGCCCGUGGCGCAUGAGUUCGAGUUCAUGUCGGCGCCGCUGGACCGGUGGGGCGAGACCCUGGCUGCGUCGCCGGCAGACGAGCUCUUCUACAAGGGGAAGCUGCUGCCGCUGCACCUGCCGCCGCGCAUCCAGAUGGUGGAGGAGCUCCUGGACGGCCGGGGCCGGGGCCGCGGCAGGGACAGGGACAGGGACAGGGAGCUCCUGUUCCGCGGCGUCAGCAGCACGGCCCCGGCGACGCCGUACGAGUCGUGCAACGCGUCGCCGGCCAACUCGUCGUGCUACGGCUACGGCUACGCCAGCGGGGAGCUCAACGUCGAGGAGUACUUCCAGGAGUACGCGGCCGGCCUGGCGCUGGCGGAGGACGCCGCCGCGGCGCCGAGGAAGCCGUGGUCCAGGAGGCUACGGUUCAUGAGGCAGCUCAACCUGGGCCUCCGGCUCAGGGCGUCCAAGGCGUACCUCAAGACCAUCUUGUUCGCGGCCAGGCCGGGGAGCCCGGCCGACGAGAAGAGCGGUCUUGGCGCCGUCGCCGCGAGGGGCGCGCGGGAGGAGAUCGCCGCCCAUGGCCACGGCCACCUCAGGGCGUGGACAAAGAACCCGUUCGCCCAGACCAGAAUGAACACCAGGUGCGUCGCCUCUCACGGUGGCACCAGCCGCGCCGCUGCCGCUGCCGCUGGAGGGCGGUGCAAGGAACGCGAGCACGGGGCGCACAGGCGCUCCUUCUCCAGCGUCAUCGUCCGCUACUCUCCGUCGAACAAGACGUCCCCCGUCCCCGCGCUGCCGCCGUCCUCGUGCUCCUCCUCAUCGGCCUCCUCGUCGGUCCGGACCUCGAGCGGGUCGUCCGACGGCGGCGUGGGGCCGACGCUGAGGAGGAGCAGCAGCGCGAGCUCGGAGGUGGAGAACCCCGUCCAGGGGCUCAUCGCCUACUGCAAGAGGUCCCAGCAGCUGGCCUCCGUCCGGAAGAGCGCCAGCGACGCCGGCUUCCGCUUCCUGUCGUCGUCCGCGUCCAGGAUCGCCGCCGAGUCCGAGUCCGAGUCCGACGGCCUCGACGAGCUCACCGAGAUCUGCAGAGGAUGACGAUACGAUAGUGCUCCAUGAACGAUGAAUCCCGAUCAUUGUACAAUGAUGCAAAUGCGUUCUGGAGAUUUUGUGAAGGAAAAAAAAACUGAAAUUUGUGGCGUUGACCGCGCGCCCUUUGUCAAGUGUCAUGAUGAUAUCGUUCAAAUGAAUGGCAUCUGAACUUUGAGCCUUGACU